Chelonoidis abingdonii (Abingdon island giant tortoise) is the source of this 1836-nucleotide messenger RNA. RefSeq names its product LIM homeobox 8 (gene LHX8). NCBI's taxonomy places the organism in Eukaryota, Metazoa, Chordata, Testudines, Testudinidae. Gene Ontology annotation, cellular component: nucleus. Gene Ontology annotation, molecular function: DNA-binding transcription factor activity, RNA polymerase II-specific; RNA polymerase II transcription regulatory region sequence-specific DNA binding. Gene Ontology annotation, biological process: forebrain neuron development; neuron differentiation; regulation of transcription by RNA polymerase II. The record is from RefSeq and is a predicted model, not a curated record.
ACAGCCUUGCAAGUAGCAGCAACAGCUGGGCCUUGGAGUCUUUAUUUUUCCCCACCCUUUAAAGGUGCUUUUGUGUUUUCUCUGCCGGUGGAAGCGCUGCCCUUUCUGGAGUUGGUAUGUGAUAAGAGGUCCUAGCAGUGCCAUGUAUUGGAAGAGCGAUCAGAUGUUUGUGUGUAAACUGGAAGACAAGGACAUUCCUGCGCUUGGUAUUUCCACUGAGAAGUUCCCGGGGCUCAUGGCCGAGGAGUGCGGGAGAGUGGCGGCCCUGGCGGGGGGAAGGCGACGGAAAGGCGCCGGGGCCGGGGCGCUGGUGAACCCCGAGGCAGCAGCGGACGAGGACUCCUGCUCUUCCUCCACCCCGCUGUCCCCCUCCUCCUCGCCCCGGUCCAUGGCCUCGGCCUCCGGCUGCGCCCCCAGCAAGUGUCUGUGCAGCAGCUGCGGCCUGGAGAUCGUGGACAAGUACCUGCUCAAGGUAAACGAUCUCUGCUGGCAUGUACGCUGUCUCUCAUGCAGUGUUUGCAGAACCUCUCUAGGAAGGCAUACCAGCUGCUACAUCAAAGAUAAAGAUAUUUUCUGCAAACUUGAUUAUUUCAGGCGGUAUGGAACCCGUUGUUCUCGUUGUGGUAGGCACAUCCAUUCUACUGACUGGGUCCGAAGGGCUAAGGGAAAUGUGUAUCACCUAGCAUGUUUUGCCUGCUUCUCCUGCAAAAGACAGCUUUCCACUGGAGAGGAGUUUGCUUUGGUUGAAGAGAAAGUCCUUUGUAGAGUACAUUAUGAUUGUAUGUUGGACAAUCUAAAAAGAGAAGUUGAAAAUGGGAAUGGGAUUAGUGUGGAAGGAGCAUUACUAACGGAACAAGAUGUUAAUCAUCCAAAACCAGCAAAAAGAGCUCGGACUAGCUUCACAGCGGAUCAACUCCAGGUUAUGCAAGCACAGUUUGCUCAAGACAACAAUCCAGAUGCACAAACGCUCCAAAAACUGGCAGAAAGAACAGGCUUGAGCAGGCGCGUGAUACAGGUGUGGUUUCAAAACUGUAGAGCACGUCAUAAGAAACAUGUUAGUCCUAAUCAUUCAUCGACUGCUCCUGUCACAGCAGUUCAGCCCUCUAGGCUGUCUCCACCAAUGUUAGAAGAAAUGGCAUACUCGGCAUAUGUACCCCAAGAUGGGACAAUGUUAACUGCUCUACAUACCUACAUGGAUGCUCAUUCACCUACAGCACUUGGACUCCAGCCCUUGCUACCCCAUUCAAUGACACAACUGCCAAUAAGUCACACCUAAUUCCUUUCUUUCAGGGAUAAAAGCUAGUAAGGAUGUACUCUUAAGUCAUUUAUUGUGUAUUAAAAUAUCAUUGAAAAGAUAUUAAUGUACAUUUUUUAUUUAACAUCCAAAGCAUUUUCAAGACCAUUUUGCUGCCCAAGUACGUAAGUAUGUAUGGAUUCUGCAUAAAUAACUAUGUUGUUUACAAGGCUUAUUAAACACCUUUUUUUGUAUUGUCUGGAAGUAGUCCACUCUAGUUAUGUAUUUGUUAAUUUAUUCAUCAUCAAGAGCACUUUGCCUAAAAGAAAGGACUGAUAAUUGUGCAAAAUGUUUACAGUUCUUUGUGAAAUUGUAGUUUAUCAUUAGUUUGUAUCUGUAAGUUAUUGUUAUAAAAAGUAUUACCUGUAUUUGUUAUAUACAGCCUAUACUUUAAAGCUUGUCUGUGAGUUGGCAAAAUAAAUUUCGUUUGCAAAUAUUUUCAAAUGAGCUGAAUAAACCCUCUGUUGCAGCAUGCUAAACAAACACGUUAUUGUGUUUCUGGUUGAACUAUGAGUAAUUAUAAAGGAUAGCAUAGUUUUAAU